Messenger RNA from Cavia porcellus (domestic guinea pig), 966 nucleotides. Its product is annotated as olfactory receptor 10T2-like. Gene Ontology annotation, molecular function: G protein-coupled receptor activity; olfactory receptor activity. The record is from RefSeq and is a predicted model, not a curated record. Lineage: Eukaryota; Metazoa; Chordata; Mammalia; Rodentia; Caviidae. Bases 1 to 966 code for a protein of 321 amino acids. The transcript has a single exon. Gene Ontology annotation, biological process: G protein-coupled receptor signaling pathway; detection of chemical stimulus involved in sensory perception of smell. Gene Ontology annotation, cellular component: plasma membrane.
AUGAACAAUUACACCACAGUGAACACUUUCCUUCUGUGGGGCUUUUCCAGUUUCCCAAAACUAAAGAAUCUACUCUUUGUGAUGAUUUUGUCCUGCCAUGUGACAAUUCUGUUUGCAAACGUGUCCAUAAUGGUGGCCAUCAAACUCAGUCAAAACCUUCACACCCCCAUGUACUUUCUUCUAUUUAGUCUGUCUUUUUCAGAAAGUUGUAUCACCAUGGUAGUCAUUCCUCGCAUGUUAGUGGACUUGCUCUCAGAGAGCAAGACCAUUUCUCUUCCUGAGUGUGCCACACAGAUGUUUUUCUUCUCUGGUCUGGCAUCCAACAACUGUUUCAUCAUGGCAGCCAUGUCCUAUGACCGUUAUACGGCCAUCCAGAACCCAUUGCAUUAUCAUGCCCUUAUGACAAGAAAGAUCUGCUUUCAGCUUGUGAUGGCCUCCUCAGUGGCUGGGUUCCUGAUUUCUCUGUGCAUCACCACCAUGAUAUUCAACCUGUCUUUUUGUGAUUCCAACAACAUACGGCAUUUCUUUUGUGACAUUUCACCUGUGGCUCAUCUUGCAUGUGAUUAUACUUCUUAUCACGAAAUGAUUAUUUUUGUGCUCUCUGCCUUUGUGCUAGUGGGAAGUUUUAUUUUAAUUAUGAUUUCCUACAUCUUCAUCGUGUCCAUAGUUGUGAAGAUGCCUUCUGCAAAGGGGAGGUAUAAAGCCUUCUCCACCUGCUCCUCCCACCUCACUGUGGUGUGUGUACACUAUGGAUUCGCUUGCUUUGUCUAUCUGAGGCCUAAGAGCAGUGACUCCUUCACUGGAGACAUGCUGAUGGCUGUGACAUACACAGUGCUGACUCCUCUGCUUAACCCCAUUGUUUAUAGCCUAAGAAACAAAGAGAUGCAGAUAGCUCUAAGGAGAGUACUACAAGGUGUAUUUAAGUUUUUCUCUCAGUUGACUAAUAGAAAACCCUUGAAUAUUUAA